Messenger RNA from Balearica regulorum gibbericeps (East African grey crowned-crane), 302 nucleotides. The record is from RefSeq and is a predicted model, not a curated record. Lineage: Eukaryota; Metazoa; Chordata; Aves; Gruiformes; Gruidae.
CUAGCCAUGCAGGGACCAAGACCAGUGGUUCUGAGUGGCCCAUCGGGUGCAGGAAAGAGCACUUUGUUAAAGAAAUUACUUAAAGAUUACAAGAACAUCUUUGGCUUCAGCGUCUCCCAUACCACGAGGCAGCCAAGACCCGGAGAAGUAAAUGGCAAAGAUUACCACUUUGUGACCAGAGAGGAAAUGCAGAAAGAAAUUGAUGCUGGCGAAUUCAUCGAGCACGCAGAGUUCUCGGGAAAUAUGUACGGGACAAGGUAUGCAGUUCAGAUGCUGUCGCGGCUGAACCCAGGUGGUGCCGG